AUGAAGAAAGGCUCCGAGCGAGACAAAAAGCCAAAGACGUCGACAAGCAGUUCGAAGGGCAAAAAGAAGAAGACACUGGAGGAGGGCGGUCAGAAGAAGGCAAAGGGCGUCGAGCUCGUCAAGGAAAAGGAGCCGGCGAUGGAUCCGACGCAAGAAGAUCACACACGAGUCGACCCUGAUCUCAUCACCGCCGUCGACUUUGAAUUCGAGCAAUCGUACAAGAAAAUGCAAGAGUCAUUCCCGGAAGAUUCGCGUCGGCUUCGCGACCGGAAGAAGCGCCUCCGCCCCCAGAAUACCCAGACGAAUUCGGUGACGCUGGAGGAUUUGCUGGGAGAGAAGCAGAAGAAGAAGAAGAGAGAGCAGGAUGGCGAGAACAAGAAGCCGAAGUCGAAAGAAGACUUGGCGAUCCCCACCGAGCACCGCAUCCUCACCAGCUCGCCGCCGCUGCCGAAGGGAGCCGUCGAGCAGCCGGAUCCUCGUCAAUCGCAGCAGCAGCUGAUGUACGCCUCGUACGUUGGAGCUUCUGGUGCUCAGAUCAGGACUUGGUCCUUCACGGACAGUCGCCCGAUCAUUGGGACUGCCCUCCCCGAAUAUGGCGAUCCGUUCCAGCAGCUAAUCAUUGGAUGCUUCCGUGACGAGUGUCCGAUGCGUGCCGGCGUCGCUCCGCCCUGUCCCACCACGGCAACGUCGAUGAGCAGCUCCGGCCAGUCGAUCACCAUCCAGCCCUCAUGCCAGACCCCUUCGUCGGCACCGAUCGUGGCCCCUACAAGCAGAUCGGUUCGUGAGCUCGAUGUCAUCGAUACGGAAUACGCGGGCGAGGACGCCGCUAAGAAAGUGCCGAUUGUCGAGAAGCCGCUGGGGUUCGAGGCGAUCAGCCGGCAGAUGCGGGACCUCACUCUGCAGAUUGACUCGGUGGCCGCUGAAGUGACCAGCCUGACCAAGUGCGCUCAUUUGAUGGAGGAGAGCGAAGAGCUCGUGGAGAAGUGGUACUAUAAGAAUCAGGAGAAGGAAGAGAAUCGAGUGGAUUGCGCUGAAUGCUACGGUGGUUGUAACGGAUGCACCGGACCGUUAGCGACAGAGUGCACCGAGUGCCGGGUCGGUUUUGAGCGUGAUUCGAAGAACGCUUGUGUUGAUGUGGACGAAUGUGCUAAACCCGAACUCCAUGCUUGCACCAAGGCUAAUGAAGUUUGCAUCAACGACAUCGGCAGCUACAAGUGCGAUUGUGCGGACGGGUACAAGAAAAACGAUGUCACCAAGGAGUGCGAGCUGAAUAUCCUAGUUGCAACAGAACCUCCCCCAGAGCCCGUAGAAGACGGCAACGAUGAGCUU
Molecule: messenger RNA, 1329 nt
Organism: Mesorhabditis spiculigera
Lineage: Eukaryota; Metazoa; Nematoda; Chromadorea; Rhabditida; Rhabditidae
Source: the annotation of a GenBank genome assembly